AUGGAGUUCGACGACGAAAUGGGCUUCGCUGUAGCUGGACCAGGUUCAUCCCGGUCCAACAGCCGACCACCAAACCGGGCACGCCUCCAACAUCCCCAGGAGUCAGUCAAGCAGUUCUGGGAACAGUUCAACACCAAACAUCCUGGCAAAGUAUACACAGUCCUGCCGGAUAAUCCAUACGCACGGACGCGGGCCAAGCGUGUACCCAGUGGCCGCAUUCACGGACACGAGGCCGCUAAGUCUUACGAGCAGGCGCGCCGAGAAUGUGAGAAAUCUGUUGAUCGCAUCGUGAAGGAGUGCGAGCGUGUUAAUCAGAAAUACACCGAUCCGCAUUUUGAUAUUGAACUCGACUUGAAGUCGGGUCGCAGACACUAUCUCGAUGGAUUGGAUAAGCCGAAUUCGGAGAUGAGGCCCCGCGGCGUGAAGCGGGUUACGGAGAUCUUUGAGAAGCCGGAAUUCUUCGUCAAUGGUCCCACGGCAUCGGACGUGCGCCAAGGGUAUGAUGGCGAUUGCUGGCUCAUGGCUGCAUUGUGUACGAUGGGCAAUAAAGAGGUUCUGAUUAGGAACAUUUGUGUUGCUCGCAAUGAAGACGUGGGAAUUUAUGGAUUUGUUUUCCACCGAGGUAAGCGGCACAUAAUGUACUUUUUGGAAGAAAGUGCUUGUUUAACACUUCUAUCAGACGGCGAAUGGCAGCAGUGCAUCGUUGAUGAUAAACUAUAUCUUCGCGCUGCAGACUAUGAUGAAUCAGUGGAUGAAAGACCACUCUGGGACGACAUCAAUCGAACCGAUACGGAAGAAGAGUACCGACGAGUUUGGCAGACAGGCUCGCGGGCGCUGUACUUCGCACAGUGCGUGGAUGAUAACGAGACAUGGCUCCCUCUUCUAGAGAAAGCCUUUGCCAAAGCGCACGGUGAUUACUCUGCUAUUGAGGGCGGCUUCGUUGGCGAAGCCAUCGAGGAUCUCACUGGCGGUGUUACCUCGGAGGUUUUAUCAGGCAACAUUCUGAACAAAGAUCGCUUUUGGACCGAGGAGCUCAUGAAAGUGAAUGAAGAGUUCUUAUUCGGUUGUGGUACUGGUCUGUUUUCCAACUGGUUGGAUCCUCAGUACCGUGGGCCCCCAAGAGAUCGGAAAGGUAUAUCAGAGCAACAUUCAUAUUCCAUCAUGGAAGCUCGGGAAAUUGAUGGCCAUCGGCUUCUGAGGCUAAGAAAUCCAUGGGGCCGCAAAGAAUGGCAUGGUGCUUGGGGUGAUGGGUCGAAGGAGUGGACGCCUGAGUUGAUGAAGCGUCUAGGCCAUAAAUUUGGAAAUGAUGGCUUCUUCUGGAUCAACUACAAAGAUCUUCUUCGGAAGUACCAGCACUUUGACCGGACUCGCCUAUUUGGACCUGAAUGGAGUAUCGCACAGCAAUGGACUACGCUGAAUGUUCCUUGGUCUGCAGACUACCACAGCACCAAGUUUAUGAUGGAUGUGACCUCAAGUGGCCCAGUAGUAAUUGUCCUUUCACAGCUUGAUACACGUUAUUUCAAAGGCCUUGCUGGGGAAUACAGUUUCGUGCUCAAAUUUCGCCUGCAGAAAGAGGGUGAAGAAGACUAUCUGGUGCGCAGCCACAGCAGCCAUUUCAUGGGUCGAUCUGUGAAUGCCGAAAUCAAUCUCGAGCCUGGUCACUACCAUGUCCUCAUGAAGAUCACAGCUUUCCGCCAUCCGGAUGUGCAGUCAACCGAAGAGAUUGUUCGUCAAGUCGCCUCGACAAGGAGAGAGAAGCUAGUCCAAGUUGGCUUGUCAUACGACCUCGCACAUGCUAAGGGGCUGGUCAGGGAAACCGACCAAGAGAAGCGCGAAAAUGACCUACUCAAGAGAGUAGAGCGAAAAAAACUGCGUGAUAAGACUAAGACGAUGAUGCAGAAAGAGUGGAUUCGUCACCAGAAACUGUCUGCCCGACGGGAGCGCAUGGACGCCUGUCGCCGGAAUGGUACACCACACACCCCAAGCAGUGGCUCCUUUGAUCACAGCUCAGAGCGUGGUGGAGUACCCGGACAGAUUCUUGCAGAGAAAGCAGUUCAGGAUUCUCCCGUUGACGUGGGAAGUAUCUCAAGCGACAACAGCGACCGUCGAAUGCCGAACACACCUGGUUCUGUACCGACGAUCCAUGUCAAUGGCGGAGAAGGACUUCACGCAAGACAUGCAAGUAAUAGCUGGAGACGUGGUGCCGAGUCUCCACGUCCCAGUCUUGACGCUCGUCUUGCCACCGAGACUCUCGAUCCCAGCGAUUUGGAGUUGCUGGAAGGAUUUGAGUUCGACAGCGAUGUCGACAUGCCCCCGGAGGAUUCUGACAUCAAGAUCCGACCUCCCGAUGAUGAAGAAGAGCUCUCGGUCGACCCGUGGAAUGCAGUUUGUGUGGUUGGAUUGCGGGUUUACUCCAAAGAUCCAACUUUGACCUUGCAGGUUGUGCGGCCAGUGUUGGACGGAAGCCCAGAAGCUGCUCUCGACCGGGAUGACCCUGCCGCAUCUGCUACCGCUCGUCAAAGAGAUUCAUACUCGUCUUUGAGUAGCCAGUUGCAAUAUUGA
Molecule: messenger RNA, 2562 nt
Organism: Penicillium salamii
Lineage: Eukaryota; Fungi; Ascomycota; Eurotiomycetes; Eurotiales; Aspergillaceae
Source: the annotation of a GenBank genome assembly